This is a messenger RNA of Hippopotamus amphibius kiboko, 6259 nucleotides long. RefSeq names its product receptor transporter protein 4 (gene RTP4). The record is from RefSeq and is a predicted model, not a curated record. NCBI's taxonomy places the organism in Eukaryota, Metazoa, Chordata, Mammalia, Artiodactyla, Hippopotamidae. The coding region runs from base 18 to 1559 and encodes 513 amino acids. Gene Ontology annotation, biological process: detection of chemical stimulus involved in sensory perception of bitter taste; protein insertion into membrane; protein targeting to membrane. Gene Ontology annotation, cellular component: cytoplasm. Gene Ontology annotation, molecular function: olfactory receptor binding. The transcript is spliced from 2 exons.
UGAAAGUUAUUGUCAACAUGGACUCCAGGCCUCAGAGCAAGACAAUGGUUUUGGAUGUCGGGACAUGGGAGCAGACUUUUCAAGAGCUGAUCGGGCAGGAGAAACCCAGGGCCAGAUGGACCCUGAAGUUGGAUGGGAAACUUCGGCCAGACUGUGUGGCCCUCGGGUGGAAGCAAUACCAGCAGAAAGCAUUCGGCAGGUUCUUGUGUUCUUCAUGCCGUCGAAGCUGGGCUUCCGCCCAAGUGCAGAUCCUAUGUCACAUGUACCUGGAGCGCCGGACAUCCCAGGGCAAGGUGCUCAUGCGGCUCUUUGGUCAGAGGUGCCAGAAGUGCUCCAAGUCUCAAUUUGAGAAGCCUGAGUUCUCCCCAGACAGCAGCAAGAGGAUUCUGAACAACCUGGUGGAGCGUAUUCUGGAGAGAUUCUACAGAAACGGCAUCAGGAAGGUUUCGGAGGCACCAGUGAUCCCGGAGGUGCCUUUGAACGGGCACCAUGACAUGGCCAACUGUGAGGCGUGCGUUCUGGGCAUGUGUAUACAGAACUUACAAAACUGCACAAUGGAGCCAGCCACAUCCUCUCUCUCUCACAUGAAGACUGGGAGUUCCUCUCCUCGCAUUGGUGAUGUGUGUGGCCCAAACCGGGCUGGGAACCAGUCAGCUGAGACAAAGGAGACUCAGGGAAGUGGGUAUUCCUGCACCCAUAAAGGCUCAGGACCUGGCCAUGCCACUGCUGGGACCCAAAUGCCUAGGGCGGGCCCUCAGGUCAAACGGGAGGCGGGCCAAAUGCUCAUACCAGGAGCAGACUGGCAGGCUGCACGGGGAACAGGCCCACAGCCCAUCCUCGUAGCAGGAUCACUUCCCUCAGGGUGGACAGAGCUAAGGCCCAUCCAAGCAGUAAGCCCACUAGCUACAGGGCGGACACAUUCACAGUCCACACUGCGGACAAGACCACGGGCCGCCCGGAUGACGUAUUCUCAGGCUAUAAGGAUGUCAGGCCAACAGCUGACGCAGGAGGCACAAACCACACAAGGGGCAGGUCUUCAGGUGAAAGACCCACAGUCCACACGGGGGGCAAUCCCAAAGGCCACAGCAGGGUCGGACACGCAGGCUCCAGGGAGGGCAGGCCCCCCACCACCGGGGUCAAACUCACAGCCCACACGGGGGGCAAUUCCAAAGACCACGUCAGGGUCAGACACGCAGGCUCCAGGGAGGGCAGGCCCCCCACCACCGGGGUCAAACUCACAGCCCACACGGGGGGCAAUUCCAAAGACCACGUCAGGGUCAGACACGCAGGCUCCAGGGAGGGCAGGCCCCCCACCACUGGGGUCAAACUCACAGCCCACAUUGGAGACAGGCCCCGGGGCUGCAUGUAGGACCUUUGGUGGAAGCCAAGUUGCCUACAGGCAGGGGAGGUGCUCACCUGGAGGAUCUGCUCCAGACAGCGUUUUCAGAUUCUCUCCCCCAGUGCCACCAAAUGAUUCCCUUAACCAGGAGCAGUUGAUCAGGUGGGGCUAUGUCUGUGUUGUUGCUCUCUUUGCCUUUUUUGUAUCUAAAUGCUUAUAAGUAGAAUAAUGGAAAAAAAGACUUGUCUUCUCUUAAUUCCAUUUUAACAUGACAGAAUUUUCUUUGGGACCAAUGCAGGGUUAAGUUUACAGAAUAAGCACCGGUUCCCGCACCUCCUUUGCAGAUAGUUUAAAACAUGACCUAGCAGAUAAUGGACCCAAUAAUAAAUACUUGUUAAAUCAUUAAAAGAUUUUCACUCAUUCAUUCACUCGUUCAUUGAUAUCAAUAUACAUAGACCACAUCCUGACAAGAACUGAACAUCUUGAGUUUCAUCAGAAAGUUAUUGUAGUGGGCCGAAUAACAGUUCCCCCAAAAUGUUCAUGUCCUAAUCUCCAGAACCUGUAAUAUGUUACUGUACAUGGCUAAAGGGACUUUUCAGAUGUGAUUAAUUCAAGGAUUGCAAGAUGAAAUUAUCCUGGUUUAUCCAGAUGGGCCAAAUGUAAUCAUAUGGGUCCUUAUAGGAGAGAGGCAAGAAGGUCAAAGUCAGAAAAAGGAAAUUUAACUAUAGAACCAGAGAUAGAAGUGAUGUGCUGUGAAGGUAGAGGAAGGGGUCACAAGCCAAGGAAUGCAGGCAGCCCUUAGACGCUCAUAAAGGCAAAGAAAUAUAUUCUCCCCUAGAGCCUCCAGAAGGAACCAGCUCUUCUGACACAUGACUUUAGCCAAGUAACACUGAUUUUAGACUUCUUUGUUUUUUUAAAGAUUUAUUUUAUUAUUUAUCUAUUCUUUUUUGGCUGCAUUGGGUCCCCGUUGCUUUGCACGGGCCCUCUCCAGCUGCUGCAAGUGGAGGCCACUCCUCACUGAGGUACAAGUGUUUCUCAUUGCGGUGGCCUCCCCUGUCGCAGAGCACGGGCUCCAGGUGCGUGGGCCCCAGCAGUUGUGGCACGUGGGCUUAGUGGCUGUGGCUCGCAGGCUCCAGAGUGCAGGCUCAGCAGCUGUUGUGCACGGGCUCAGCUGCUCCACGGCAUGUGGGAUCCUCUCAGACCAGGGCUUGAACCCCUGUCGCCUGCAUCAGCAGGAGGAUUCCUAACCAUUGAGCCACCAGGGAAGCCCUGAUUUUAGACUUCUAACCUCCAAAACCAUAAGAUAGUAAAUUUGUGUUGUUUUAAGGCACUAAAUUCAUGGUAAUUUGUUACAGCAGCAAUAGGAAAUUAAUACAGUUGUCAAUAUCACUUCAGGGAUCAGGCUAUUAUGUUUUAGGUAUGCUUUAGCUUUAACCACAGCAAAAAAGAGCACAGAUCAGAAAUAUUGACCUACCCAUCCCCUCUUGUUAUUUUUCCUCUCCUACUUAAACCCACCCAGAUAUCCCCAUCCUAAAGAGAUUUUCUAAGCAGUCAUCACAUCAAAGGGAAUCUGUUUAGAAUGGAGGUAUUUGGGUGGGCUUAAGUAGUUUGGUGACCUCUGGAGCUAUCAUAUGCUUUCACUCCUUCUAGCACUGGAUUGGGAAGCAUGUAAAAACACACCAGUCCUGAGAUCUUGUGACGCAUAGCUCCAUCCUUCACUCUCUAUCUCCAUCUGUCUGCUAGGCAUUUCUACAUGAUUCUCACACUGCCAUCUCUACAUUCCCACAUUCAAAAUCAAGCUCAUCAGCAUCUCUGACUUUCUUGUUCUAAUUUGCCCCAGUCACUGAAGCUUAUCACCAAGGCUUAUUGUCCCUUCUUUUGUCAAGUGGUUCCCAUCUCUUGCUGCUAUGUUUUCCUAUCAAACCCUCUCCCCAGCCAAUUCAGGGAUUUGGAUUAUUGAAAUAAAUGGGAUUUGGAUUUUACCCCAUAGGCAGUGGGUAAUCUUUGCAAGCAUUUGAGAAUAUGGGCAAUUUGAGUAGAAUGACAGUUUUAAACUUUUAUAUCUUUCUGGCAAAGAAUGGAGUAUAGGAUAGAGAUAGUAGGAGCCUGGCUUGAAAUGGGAGAGUGGUAAACACAGAGGAGGGUUGUUGUAGACAAUAAAUAUCUUGAAGGAAUUUAAAGGCAAUGAAAUGCAUGAUGGCAGAAAACCCAAGGAUGAAAACACUUCCCUUUUUUUCUGGCCAUCUCUUUUCAUUUCUUCUCACACAACUCCCAUUAUCACUCUCCAUUUAUAUAUGCCCCAUCCCCAAACCACUUUACUAAAUGUCUGUAUUCCUCCUGUUUUCAUACCUUUUUGUUUCUUUCAUAAAGAAUGUACACCUGGGGACUAGAGACUGUAUUUCUAGCCUGGUUAUGAGAUAUGUCUGGUGCAGGUCACUAUCCCUCCCUGAGCCUCAGUUUCUCCAUCUACAAAAUAGGUUAAUGACUUCUAAUUAAACAUGGAAGAUUGAACACAUGCACUGUCUUCUGAUCGGUCUUGAAAUACUACUGCAUGACAGUAAAAGGGGGAAAAAGGCAUCAGUUCACAAGGGGAAAGAGAAUGGGUGGAAGCUACAAAACUGAUGGAUUAGUGAUGGGCUACUGACUUAGCAGAGAGAUCUGGAAUAGAUGUUAGGCAAAGGAAAACCAAGGUACAGGGUACUUGAUGUGGCACAAUUUCAGAAAGGUUCAAAAACUGUAGGCAGCAAGUAGCUCUGAAGGUGGGUGUUAGGAAGCCUGAAGUGGGAGGAUUGGUUGAAAACCUUUAGAAAAAGUUCCUUUUCCCCACUCCAAUGCACCCCUGUGACCACUCUUAAACCACACCAAGGUGAAGAAUGGAGGUUUAUUCUCUGAAGACAUUGACCCAGUGGAACUCUGGGCUUAGGAACUUGGGCAUAGUUAAGGAAGGGAGUAUCACCCAGCAAUCAGAAAGACAGUGAAAGUCUACAUACUGACUAGAGGCACUCCCUUAGCCCACUACCAAAUCUAGGAGCCAGCAUUGCAUCCUACUCACCCUCCCAUUAAAUACACGGAAGUUCCUCAUUGGGAAAACUGGUCAGCUCAAGAGAGAGAAAAAAAUACAUAUACUGAAAUGGGGGAAGGGGUUUCCUCCAAUGGAAUGACCAACUCAGAUCAUAUAGUACUGUAGUAUAUAUUUGUUGAAAAAACAACUGCGUAUAUGUGGACCCAUGCAGUUCAAACCCAUGUUGUUCAAGGGUCAGCUGUAUAUGUAAACUACUAGAAAUAAUAAUGGGAAUAAUUCUGUAUGCAAGGAAAGCAGGAUGUGUUUUUGGCUAAAAAAAGGUAUGAUAUAUGGAGAUGAAUUUUUGUUAAUGGAAAAGAAAGUAAAUUUGUUCUAAAGUAAAACUGAUUAUUUCGGGAAUGAAAAGAGGAAAACAGAGAAAUAGAGGACAAAUUGUGGACAUAUCUAUAUCUAUAUCUAUAGAAAGAGAGGGAGAUUAAGCACGAGCACAGGAAAUUCUACCUUGUCUAAUCAAAUUGGCGAAAAUUGAAUUAUUAUUAAAAGGGUUUUUAAAAUAAGCCUUAAUAUUAAUAGUGUACUUAUAUACAAGUAAAACUUGAUUUUUUUUCAUCUACUGAAAAGUUUUACUGGACUGCUGGUCUGCUCCUGAUAAGAGAUUGUGAAAAGUUUUUCUUUACCUAUUAAAUAAUCUUCCUAAAAAGCAGAAGUGCUAUGUUUUAUCAAAAUAAUUUCCUGUGCUUCAUGUCAUCUUAAUCAAGUCUUUGAUAACUUAAGAAAACUGAAUCUUCUCUAAAUUAAAAGAGUGAAAUUUUGUUAACAACCAUGUAACAGUCUAUAUUUGCCUUUGAAACACUUUAUUGUCACUUUGUCAAAUAGAUAAUUAGGUAUUGUUUAUUAAUAAUCUGUGAUCCUAUUUAGUAAAGUGGCCAGAACUUUUGAUACUUUUGACAAACUUCCUGAAAUUAAAUUCUAAAUGAAGUCUUUUUGACCACAAACUAACUUUGGGAUUUCCCAGAGGGCCCCUGGAACAUCUCAAAAGAUUUGUUCUCUCUCCUUCUUCUUCUUUUUUUUUUAAUUAAUUAUAAUUGUUUUACAAUAUUUAGUUUCUGGUGAACAGCAGAGUGAUCUAGUUAUAUAUAUAUUCUUUUUUAUAUUCUUUUCCCUUAUGGUUUAUUAUAGGAUGUUGAAUGCAUUUCCUUGUGCUAUACAGUAGGAUCUUGUUUAUCUAUUUUAUAAAUACUUUGUAUCUGCUAAUCCCAAAUUCCUAAUUUAUCCCUCCUGCACCCCCUCUCUCCUUUGGUAACCAGAAGUUUGUUUUCUAUGUCUGUGACUCUAUUUCUGUUUUGUAUACAGAUUCAUUUGUAUUAAUUUUUAGAUUCGAUAUAUGUGCUCUCAUAUAAUAUUUGUUCUCUCUUUAAAGAGGCGAUAUGCUGAAUUAAUUAGGCUUGUUUGAUAUGUUGGAUUAUGUGAGAAACAUUGCCAAAUGAAUGAUGCUAAACCUUCUUAGAUUAUAUUUCUGUGGCUACAUGUUAUUUAUACAUGUUCCAGAAAUUGUAUAAAAUCUUAUAUGCCCUGGUAUGUUAUCACUCUAAAUUCUAAUUAUUAUCUUGAAAUGUUGUGUUACAGAAAUAAGCAAAUUUCCUUGUCAACUGCAUGAUAAUGAACUCUCAUGAGAUUUUUAACCAUGAUCAUUUUAAAGUCUUUGUCAUUUACAGAGAGUUACUUUUACUUUUAUGCUUUUACAAAUAUGUUUCAUUUUCAGAGAGAUUCAUGGAAAGGGCUCAAGCAAGUACGCUAGAAUACAGAUUUCUGAAAACUUUAAGAUCAUGAAACUGAACUGGGUAGGAAGUUCCAGAACUCAUGGGAAAACUGGAUUCAAGCAGACCAAGAAUCAAUAA